AUGGUGAGCCCUGAAGGCAGGGGGCCUGUGGAGGGUGCAGACUGUCACAGUGUGGAAAUGAAGUGGGUCAAAGUUCCCAUCCUGAAAAGCAGUGGAACUGGGCCCAGAAGUGAACCCUGCACUUUUAGCCUUGGAGUUCAUGCCCUGAGAAUCUCUGACAUCAAAGUUGUCGGGGCCAUCGGGAACCUGGAAACUACCCCAGAUGCAAGGAUGGUCCUGAAACAGCAAAAAUGGACUCAGAGAAACCAAAUGCAGACAUGCACACAAGUGGUGACAGUUCUUUCAGAUUUUAUCAAGAGGUUCAGUCCAACUGUCUUGCCACUUUCAUGUCCACCUGUUGAUGAGACUUUGCCAAGAGUCGGAAAUGAAUACCUGAGGGUCCAGGCCAGAGAGCUGGUACAACACAUGAAAAAGAACAAGCAACUGAAUUUCCACAAUGACUGGAAGCUCAUCAAUGUCUUCUUCGAUGCCCAGAGCCAGUGUCUUCCUUGUCCCUCCAGCCAACAGGAUGGUCACAUGACUAGCAGUAUGCAGGAACUAACAAGACUCUUGGACUUUUUGCAUCAGGAGGUCCCUAAAGCCUUUGUGAAUCUGGUGGAUACCUCAGAGGUUGGAAGUUUAUCUCCAUCACAUCAGGGGGAUGGAAUCAGGGGCCUGAAGGACAUGUGUGAGUGCUCAAAGGAUCCUUCUCAACUGGCCACAGCUGUGCAGAAAUGGUACUAUCAGAACUCAUGGGAAAAACUCCUGGUGUCGGGCAGGUAUGACACAAAAGAUACUUUCACAGUAAUUUAUCAACCUGUCCUCCAGGAGAUGGAUCCUUCUCUUUUCCUGGGUAGGCAAGCUUCUGGCCACUCCCCGAACGAGUCAUCAACUGCCCUUGCCUUGAGUCUCUGGAAUGGUAUGAUGGAUCCAACCGGAAGGAAGGAAGAAUUAUUCCCAGCAGGACAAGGAAUUUCAGUGAACUGUCCUACCCAGGAGCAUCCCUAUCUAUUCACCUACAAAAAUAGUGAUUUCUUCCCUGUCUCACCGAAAAUCACCAGGAUGUCUGAGGUGGGAGAAGGAACAGAAUUUCUAUGUCCUGAUGUGGAUCCCUCAGAUGUGGUGCCCACUUCAGUUCAUAAUUUGAGACCUGCUGAUAUCAAGGUGAUUGGAGCCAUGGGAGACUCAAUUACUGCAGGUAAUGGUGCAGGAUCCAUAUCCGGCAAUAUCGUUGACGUCCUAAUUCAAUACCGAGGUCUGUCUUGGAGUGUCGGCGGAAAUGAGAACAUCAGCACUGUUACCACCCUAGCAAACAUCCUCCGGGAAUUCAACCCAUCCUUGACUGGCUUCUCCACUGGCACUGGAAAUGAGAACAGCUCAACAGCCUUCCUGAAUCAGGCUGUGGCAGGGGCCCGAUCUGAGGACCUGCCUAGCCAGGCUAGGAGAUUGGUGGACCUGAUGAAGAAUGAUACAAGGAUCAAUUUCCAAGAGGACUGGAAGAUAAUAACCCUGUUUAUAGGAGGUAACGACCUCUGUACGUCCUGCCAGGACCUGGCUCACUUUUCUCCUCAGAACUUCACAGGAAACAUUGGUGAGGCUCUAGACAUCCUUCAUGAAGAGGUUCCCCGAACCUUCGUGAAUCUGGUAACUAUACUAACAAUUUCCAGUCUAAGGGAGCUGUACCAGGAGAAGGAAAUCGACUGUCCAAGGGUGAUACUCAGGUCCAUGUGCCCUUGUGUGCUGCAGUUUGAAGACAAUUCCACGGAACUCGCCACCCUCAUUGAGUUGAAUAAACAAUACCAGGAGGCAACUCACCAGCUGGUUGACAGUGGGAGAUAUGAUACCAAGGAGGAUUUCACAGUGGUUUUGCAGCCAUUUUUGGAGCACGUGCCUAUGCCAAAGACCCCGGAGGGAUUGCCUGACAGCUCUUUCUUUGCUCCAGAUUGUUUUCAUUUUCACAGUAAGGGCCAUGCACAUAUGGCCAGGGGCCUCUGGAACAACAUGCUGGAACCACUUGGAGAGAAGAAUAAUGCUACUCGACUUGAAAACCUUACCGAUCUAAUUUGCCCUAGUCAGGAUCAGCCCUACCUUCGAACCUACAAGAACAGCAAUUACACGUACCCAACGAUAGCAACAGCCACCGCAGCAGCAGCGCCAACUGCGACAACCAGGAGCCCUAAUCAGGGUUAUGGGAGCCAGUUGAAGUGUGAAGACAGAGCCCCUUCUCCCUCUCUUCCAACCUCAGUCCAUGCUCUGAAGCCAGCAGACAUUCAAGUUGUUGCAGCUGUGGGUGAUUCUCUGACUGCUGGAAAUGGAAUUGCCUCAGAUCCAGAUGAUCUCUCUGAUGUCAGCACUCAAUAUCGUGGACUGUCUUACAGUGCAGGAGGUGAUGCCUCACUAGAGAGUGUGACCACCUUGCCCAAUAUCCUACGAAAGUUUAAUAGGAACCUAACAGGCUUCGCACUGGGCGUGGGGAGUGCUGAUGAUGCCAACGCCUUCCUCAAUCAGGCUGUCCCAGGAGCAAAGGCUGAGGGACUCAUAGAGCAAGUCCAGACCGUGGUACAGAAGAUGAAAACUGAUGAGAGAAUUGAUUUCCCAAGAGACUGGAAGGUGAUCACUGUGCUCAUCGGGACUAAUGACCUUUGUGACUACUGUACUGACUCAAAUUUAUAUUCAGCCACCAAAUUUUCUGCUCACCUCCGAGAUGCCUUGGAUUUCUUGCACAAAGAGGUACCCAGAGCUUUGGUCAACGUCGUGGACUUUAUGAACCCCAUCAUCCUGCGGGAAGUGUUCCUGGGUAACCAAGACAAGUGUCCGAUACUGCAGGCAAGCCUUUCGUGUAACUGCCUCCUGAUGGUCAGAGAAGGCUCUCCAGAGCUGGCCAGAAUGAAAGAAGUCAUCAAGGCCUACCACACCAGCAUCCGAGAGUUGGUGGAUUCAGGCCGCUAUGACACCAGAGAGGACUUCACAGUGAUACUGCAGCCUUUUUUUGAAAACACCAAGCUUGCCAACCAGUCGGAUGGAAGCCCAGAUGUCUCCUUCUUUGCCCCAGACUGUAUCCAGCCAAGUCAGAAAUUCCACUCCCAGCUCUCCAGAGCCCUUUGGAACAAUAUGCUUGAACCAUUAGGGAAGAAGAUGGAUUUCUUGGAUUUGACAGCAGAUAUAGCUCUAUCCUGCCCAACCCAGGAGGAGCCCUUCCUGAGGACCUACAGGAACAGUAACUAUACAUACCCAGUCAAUCCUGUUAUUGAGAACUGGGGCAGUGACUUCCUGUGCCCUGAACAAAGGUCAUCCAGCAGGGCUCCCACAUCAGUCCACCAGCUCCAGCCCGCUGACAUCAAGGUAGUUGCAGCUCUGGGAGAUUCACUGACUACAGCUUUUGGAGCUGCAGCAACAAACAUCACUAACCUGUCCACAGCUUGGAGGGGACUGUCCUGGAGCAUUGGAGGAGAUGGAAUCUUGGAAACUCACACCACUUUGCCAAAUAUUUUGAAGAAAUUUAACCCCUAUAUCCAUGGAUUUUCCACUGGCACCGAGAAGGAGACAGCUGGACUAAAUGUAGCAGUAGCAGGGGCCGUGGCACAGGACAUGCCAAGCCAGGCCCGUGAACUAGUGGACAGAAUGAGGAACAGCUUGGAAAUCAACUUGGAACAAGACUGGAAGCUGAUCACCAUGUUUGUUGGAAGCAAUGACCUCUGUCAGUACUGUGAAAACCCGGAGAACCAUUCAUUGAAAAAUUAUGUACAGUCUCUCCAACAAGCACUGGACAUCUUUUACAAAGAGCUGCCUCGAACCUUCAUCAACAUUGUAGAAGUGAUGGAGCUGGUUGGUCUGCGCCAGAUACGAGGGGAAGAAUGUGAAGCGACAACUGAAUCAGUUUGCCCUUGCUUCGGACGUUUCCGGGAUAAUUCGCCUGAAUUGCAAGAAAUGAAGAACAUUAAUGGACAAUUCCAGAGUGGCAGUUCAAUGAUCACCUUCAGUCAACAAUACAUGGAACGGGAGGACUUCGCUGUGGUGGUGCAGCCAUUCUUUCAAAACACUAUAGUCCCAUUUGAUGAUAAAGGAAAUCCAGACCUGAGCUUCUUCUCUGUGGAUUGUUUCCACUUCUCUGAGAGGGGACAUGCAGAGAUGGCCAUCGCCCUCUGGAACAACAUGCUGGAACCAGUGGGCCGGAAGCAAACCUACAACAACUUUACCUACAGCCGGACAAAAGUCAAGUGUCCAACCUCUGACAACCCCUACUUCUAUACCUUGCGGAACAGUGGGCUGCUUCAACAGGAAAAGGACAAGUCCUCCAGGGUCCCCUACUGGGCCGUGUUGCUGGCUGCUGCUGGUAGCUUCGUGGCUGGCGUAGUGCUGGUGCUGGUGUGGAGGACCAGGAAAUGCUCCUGGCGGGAAGAGCUUAUAAACCUCAUGUCCACAGUCUUUUAA
Molecule: messenger RNA, 4410 nt
Organism: Trichosurus vulpecula (common brushtail)
Lineage: Eukaryota; Metazoa; Chordata; Mammalia; Diprotodontia; Phalangeridae
Gene: PLB1
Product: phospholipase B1
Biological process (GO): phospholipid metabolic process
Cellular component (GO): brush border membrane
Molecular function (GO): phosphatidylcholine lysophospholipase A1 activity; A2-type glycerophospholipase activity; retinyl-palmitate esterase activity
Source: RefSeq, a predicted model, not a curated record